This is a messenger RNA of Somion occarium, 1644 nucleotides long. The record is from the annotation of a GenBank genome assembly. NCBI's taxonomy places the organism in Eukaryota, Fungi, Basidiomycota, Agaricomycetes, Polyporales, Cerrenaceae.
GAUGACUUCGGCUUCAACGUCAACGUUGACUCUGCUGGUCAACACUGCAAUAUAUCCUUUGUUUCCACAUGUCGUGUUCUCAUCGGCUCUAGAACUUGAUCUACAUUGAUUAUUUGAUAAACAAUGCAAAAGUCACAGUGGCUGCAGUCAAAGGUGCGUAUGUCCAUUGUCCUGGGGUGGCCACACUGGAGCAACCAUUCUUAACUUCCUACAUGUACGAGUUUUCUCCGUUAUCUUUCCAAAGUGCUGACGACAAGUUUUAGAUCGCCUUGACUCAUCUGAAGACUAACAAUGCCGACGGAUACCGCGCUGAAGCUCGUCGAUCGUUUCUUUGGCCAGUUAUCCUGCGACGUAAAGACACUCAAAAGCUGCGCUCUUGUUUGCCGGGCAUGGAGACGUAUCUCUCAACGACAUCUGUUUCGUGAUUUCUACGUCGACUGGCAGCACCCAAGUGGUUCCUCCCAAGAUGUCCCUCAGUUGACUCGCCGACUUCUCCGCUUUCUCACUGUUGUGCCUCACUGCUGCAUACAUAUACAGUCUUUUUCCUUGACCGGCCAUCAUACGCUGGCACUCCAUCUAGAUGACUUGAUCGGGUUUGCUCAGAAAAUGCCCAAUUUGAAGACUUUGCGGUUGCAGGGGCUCCGAUGGAGCCUGGGUACAGUCCCUCUCGAUGCACUCAAAUGCACACGCGUCACCAAGUUGGCACUACUGAACCUUCGAGUGGAGUCGCUCGAUCAUAUAGCAUGGCUUCUUGAAGUCCUCCCUUGCGUAACACGUCUGGAUGUACACAACGUCUUACAACACGUUCUCGAAGAAUCCGAAUCUUCAUGUUUUGGCUCAACACAAUUGCCCUAUCAUACACGUCUUCAACAACUGAACAUGAACCAGUUUCUCCUCGACGAGUCGUUCACCGCAGCUCUACGUUUUACACGGACUUUAACCAUGAAAUCAAUUCGACGCGCCGAUCUCCAUUGGAUCUCUUCAACAAAUCUCGGACCUACUGGGCAAUUUCUUUGCAACUUUGCAGACACUAUUCGCGAUCUACGACUUGGCAUCAGGUAUACUCCUAUGUAUAAGAACGGCUACGAUGUUAUUCAGGCCCUACGUCUCUAUGCAUGUGUUUCUCUAAACCAUUUCACAAUGCUCAUCUCGGCCGCAAAUCUAAAUCAAUUCCCCGAACUUUUGAUCGCUCUAACCGCAGCUCUCUCACCUGCAAUACGGGCUAUUACCUUUCAAUUGGUGGACUCGGAGGAAACAACCUUACCUGCACAAACUAAGCGGCGACUUGUCGACCAACCCACAGGUCGCGAGCCUGUCAAUGUCUAUCCCUUUGAGAACCAGCUCUCCAACUUGGACAAAAUGGACUGGAAUCAUCUUGAUCUGGAUUUGAUGAGAUUCCGAUGCUUGGACGCAGUGUAUAUCCAAAGCGUCAAUGAUGAAGGGGUGGACCGUCACUUCGAAGUUCGACCAGCACUCCAACACUUUUUGCAUGACCGUCUACCGAGGUUGCACGCUGCUGAGCGUUUGCGUUUUCCUUAAUCUCAACUCAGGCCGAAGAGAGUGUCUUUCGGAUGAACGCAUGUUGUUGUAAUCCAUGUACUUGUAAAUGGAAUACACGGUGGUUAUAGGUAUACAAAGUCGAGC